GGCUCAGUCCCCGCCCUUGGCUUGCGUCACUUCCGGUGGUGCAGCAGCCAUUUUGUCAGUCGCCAGCGGAUCCCGCGCGCUAGGGAAGUGCAGUUCCCCCUGGUUACCAACUCGUCCCCUUUUCCUUCGGACUAAGGGAGCCGUCGAAGAGUGCUCGCCAAAGGCGGAACCGUUUCUCCCUACUGUGCCGCCGCUCCUGCUGCAGCCGCCCGUAGGUAGUGGGCCGUUUUUCUCACCUGUCCCUGACAGGCGCCCUCAGGGAGCCGCGGUCCGCGAUGUCAAGCGAGGAGAGCUACCGGGCCAUCCUACGUUACCUGACGAACGAGCGCGAGCCGUACGCGCCGGGCACCGAAGGCAAUGUCAAGCGUAAAAUCCGAAAAGCUGCCGCCUGCUACGUGGUGCGCGGCGGGACUCUGUAUUACCAGCGGCGGCAGCGACACCGCAAGACCUUUGCGGAGCUGGAGGUGGUGCUGCAGCCGGAGCGACGCCGGGACCUCAUCGAAGCGGCGCACCUGGGUCCCGGCGGCACUCACCACACCCGGCAUCAGACCUGGCACUACCUGUCCAAGACGUACUGGUGGCGAGGUAUAUUGAAGCAAGUCAAAGAUUACAUUAAGCAGUGUAGCAAAUGCCAGGAGAAACUAGAUCGAUCCCGUCCAAUAUCAGAUGUUUCAGAAAUGUUGGAAGAAUUGGGACUAGACCUUGAAUCUGGAGAAGAAAGUAAUGAAUCAGAAGAUGACCUGAGCAACUUUACUUCAUCUCCAACUACAGCCUCCAGGCCUGCAAAAAAGAAGCCAGUAUCCAAACAUGAACUUGUGUUUGUUGACACCAAAGGAGUGGUAAAACGUUCUUCUCCAAAACAUUGUCAGGCUGUCUUAAAACAGCUGAACGAACAGAGACUUUCCAACCAGUUCUGUGAUGUUACUUUGUUAAUUGAAGGAGAAGAGUACAAAGCGCAUAAAUCUGUCUUGUCAGCAAAUAGCGAGUAUUUUCGAGAUCUUUUUAUUGAGAAAGGAGCUGUUUCCAGUCAUGAGGCUGUAGUGGAUCUUUCUGGUUUUUGUAAGGCCAGCUUCCUUCCUUUACUGGAAUUUGCCUAUACUUCUGUACUAAGUUUUGACUUCUGUAGCAUGGCUGAUGUAGCCAUCUUAGCUCGUCAUCUUUUCAUGUCAGAAGUCUUAGAGAUUUGUGAAAGUGUACAUAAGCUAAUGGAAGAGAAGCAGCUAACAGUAUAUAAGAAGGGUGAAGUACAAACAGUUGCAUCCACCCAGGACUUACCAGUACAGAAUGGAGGUACAGCACCUCCUGUGGCUAGCAAUGAGGGAACCACAACAACUUUAUCUACUGAACUUGGGGAUUGUGAAAUUGUACUGCUGGUAAAUGGAGAAUUGCCAGAAGCUGAGCAGAAUGGAGAGUUAGGACGACAGCCUGAGCCCCAGGUUUCUUCAGAGACUGAAGCUGCCCUGUCAUCUGUAGGAUGUAUAGCUGAUUCCCAUCCUGAAAUGAAGUCUGUUGAUUUAAUAACAAAAAACAACCAGACAAAACUGGAAACUUCAAGCAACAGAGAAAAUAACACAGUUUCUAAUAUACACCCUAAACUUUCAAAAGAGAAUGUAAUUAGUAGUUCACCAGAGGAUAGUGGUGUGGGAUAUGAUAUAUCAGCUGAGGAUAUCUGUGCCGAAGACAUUCCAAAACGUAGGCAGAAUGUUGACCAACCUUUAAAAGAUCAGGAAAAUGUAGUGGCAUCAACAGCAAAGACAGACUUUGGCCCUGAUGAUGAUACUUACAGAAGCAGGCUUCGACAACGUUCUGUUAAUGAAGGGGCAUAUAUUCGACUACACAAGGGAAUGGAGAAAAAGCUGCAGAAACGGAAAGCCAUUCCCAAGUCAGCAGUUCAACAGGUGGCUCAGAAGUUAGUUCAAAGAGGAAAGAAGAUGAAACAGCCAAAAAGAGAUGCUAAAGAGAACACUGAAGAAGCAUCUCAUAAAUGUGGAGAAUGUGGAAUGGUUUUUCAGAGACGAUACGCCCUUAUAAUGCACAAACUGAAACAUGAAAGAGCUAGAGAUUACAAAUGUCCGUUGUGUAAAAAACAGUUUCAAUACAGUGCCUCUUUGCGAGCACAUCUUAUUCGUCAUACCAGAAAAGAUGCACCCUCUUCAUCCUCGUCCAACUCCGCAUCUAAUGAAGCGUCAGGAACGUCAUCUGAGAAGGGCAGAACCAAGCGGGAAUUUAUAUGUUCCAUAUGUGGAAGAACAUUACCUAAAUUAUAUUCUCUCCGAAUACAUAUGUUGAAGCACACAGGUGUAAAGCCACAUGCAUGCCAGGUCUGUGGAAAGACUUUUAUCUAUAAGCAUGGUCUAAAAUUACAUCAGAGUCUUCAUCAAUCCCAAAAGCAGUUCCAGUGUGAACUAUGUGUUAAGUCUUUUGUUACCAAACGGAGUCUUCAAGAACAUAUGAGUAUUCACACAGGAGAGUCCAAGUACCUUUGCUCAGUUUGUGGAAAGUCUUUUCAUAGGGGCUCUGGACUCAGCAAGCACUUCAAGAAACACCAACCAAAGCCUGAGGUUCGAGGCUAUCAUUGUACUCAAUGUGAAAAAAGUUUCUUUGAAGCUAGAGAUCUUCGCCAGCACAUGAACAAACAUCUUGGUGUGAAGCCAUUCCAGUGCCAAUUUUGUGAUAAGUGCUAUAGUUGGAAGAAGGAUUGGUAUUCCCAUGUGAAGUCUCAUUCUGUCACUGAGCCUUAUAGGUGUAAUAUAUGUGGCAAAGAAUUUUAUGAAAAAGCUUUGUUCAGAAGGCAUGUAAAGAAAGCUACCCAUGGGAAAAAAGGAAGAGCAAAGCAAAACCUGGAACGGGUGUGUGAAAAAUGUGGAAGAAAAUUCACUCAGCUAAGAGAGUAUAGGAGACACAUGAACAACCAUGAAGGAGUUAAGCCAUUUGAGUGCUUAACAUGUGGAGUAGCUUGGGCUGAUGCCCGAUCUCUAAAACGCCACGUCAGAACACAUACUGGUGAACGGCCCUAUGUCUGUCCUGUAUGUAGCGAAGCCUACAUAGAUGCUCGAACACUCCGUAAACAUAUGACAAAAUUCCACAGAGACUAUGUGCCUUGCAAAAUUAUGCUGGAAAAAGACACCCUUCAGUUUCAUAACCAAGGAACUCAAGUGGCACAUGCUGUUAGCAUCUUAACAGCAGACAUGCAGGAGCAAGAAAGCAGUGGUCCUCAAGAACUUGAGACUGUGGUAGUGACGGGAGAAACUAUGGAAGCUCUGGAAGCUGUUGCAGCUACUGAAGAGUAUCCAUCGGUAUCUACACUUUCUGACCAAAGUAUUAUGCAAGUGGUUAAUUAUGUAUUGGCACAACAGCAAGGACAGAAGCUAUCUGAAGUUGCAGAAGCUAUUCAAACUGUUAAAGUAGAGGUAGCACAUAUUUCAGAAGGAGAAUGAGUAUGUUAAUGAAGAUAAAAAGAAGUGACAUCUCUUGUACACUGAACUCACAGAACAUUUGUUUACAAUUCUGUGUGACUGACUGCUUGGAGUUUACAUAUCAAAGCUCUGGGCUGUUUGGUAACAUAACAUUUCCAAACAUUUUGCCUGGCCAAUGGGUUCUAUAGAAAAGUCCAUUUAGUGUAAAGAAAUUGAAAACAAAUCUAUUAGGUUGGUGCAGUUACUUUUGCACCAACCUAAUAUUUGAUGGCAGUGGUUUAUCAUGAUAUACCUUUUAUGAAUUAAUGUUUAUAAAUGACUGUACUGAAUUUAAAACUGUACAGUUUCAUUUGCAUUUUGACAUUACUUUAUUAUACAUUUUGCAUUUAAAAGACUGCACCAGUUGGCUUUUCUUCUGUUUUAUUCUCAAAAUAUAGAGAUUCUGUGAUUUAUUUGCCCUGUUUAUGGAUUAAAAAAAAUUCUAAUAUAAAGCAUUUCAAUAGGAUGCAUAGGUAUAUUACGUUUUUUAAAUGCUUUAGAUCUGUGAUUCUUGACUUACUAUUUAUUUUAUCCCCUUUUAAGUCAGGGAUUCUUUAUUCUGUUUUAAAGCACUUAAUGAGUUACAUGUUGUAAUCAAGUUUGCACAAUAUAUUUAUAUGAGGAACCCAUAAAUGAAUAGCUAAUUUUAAAAAUGCCAUUAAAAUGCAUGAAAUGCUUAUUAAAACCUUACUAUACUAUUUCUUCAAGGCAAGCAAAUUGACCAUGAAAAAAGAACAGAGUUAUUUAACACUGUUGAUGGGAAAAUUCUCCUUGAUAACAUAUGACAAUUAAUGGAAAAAAAAUUCUCAUUAUUUGUAAAGAACGAACAAGUUAAUGAACAAACAAGCUAGGUUUGGUAUGUUUUCAGCUUUUGUUAUCAUGUUUAAUUGUUUAAUUUGGUUGAAAAACUGCAGUUGAGAAAUCGGAUAGCAAUAUAGAUAUUCACAGCGUCUCUGUGGAUACCAUGUAAUUGUCAGGUAAUUUCAAAACAUUGAAAAUUAUUCAGUGCAGCCCUCAUAGUAUAAUACUUGAAGAAAUUGAUUACAGUUCCACCAAAUUGUUGAAGAUAAAUUAUUUUUAAAGGUUAUGAAAACUGAGUUAUAUUAAUUCAUUUGUUUGAUUUUUAAAUCCCACCUCCUCAAGCUAUCCAAUUUUCUGAUUUUGAAAAUAACCAUGAGAGAUGCCACAUUUCUCUCUGGGAAACUACCACUCAAAGUAUAAUUGUUAAAAAUUAAGCUUUUAGGUAUUAGAAGCUGUUAUAAAGUACAAAAUUAAGAUAUAAGCAGAUCACAUGUAAAUCAUUCCUAAAGCACAAGAAAAGAAUGUGCCUUGAUGUACAUAUAUUAUUAAGAUGCCUCUCCCAGUUUACUUUAAAAAUGGCUUUAAGGAUAAAGAAUAAAUGUGAUAGCUAUGCAUGCAUUAUAUAUUUGCAUUUGCAAAUUUCCCAUUGUUUUAACAGCUGUGUGGCUGACUUUCAGUUUUAAGAAGUGAAUUGACAUACAGCCCAUAACUUUAUAAUGGCUGCUCAUUUAUCUUAUCUUUCAGUUAGUGAAAAAGCAUUUCAACCUGACUAAAAUUUGGAAUUGUGUCUUUUAUGUUCCAUCCUCUGUUGUUACUAGAUUUAGUUUAAAAAUGGUAUAUGACCAUUAAUGUAUGUCAUAAACAUGUAAAUAAAAGAUGUUGAAUCUUGUUUAAAAGCAUG
Molecule: messenger RNA, 5157 nt
Organism: Rhinopithecus roxellana (golden snub-nosed monkey)
Lineage: Eukaryota; Metazoa; Chordata; Mammalia; Primates; Cercopithecidae
Gene: ZBTB11
Product: zinc finger and BTB domain containing 11
Exons: 11
Coding region: 276-3437 (1053 amino acids)
Biological process (GO): regulation of immune system process; negative regulation of transcription by RNA polymerase II; regulation of cytokine production
Molecular function (GO): protein binding
Source: RefSeq, a predicted model, not a curated record